ACAAGUUUCAGGCUUUCCUAAGACUCAACUUCUGCAAUCAAAAUCAGAAUAGGUCCUCAGGUAGAAUUGAUAUAUUGUACUGCUGUCUCUUUUAAGCAUAGCAAUUGUAUGUAAGAACUUGCUUUCAGUUCACAUCUAUGUUGUUUUGAGGCAUAAAAGCUUCUGCAAAGAAACUCAUUCAUUGUGGGUGAAUCAUAGACUUAUAGAAUUGUAGAGCUGGGGGGAACCCCAACAGUCUCCUUGCAAUGCAGGAAUCUCAGCUAAAGCAUCCAUGGCAGAUGGCCAUCCAGCCUCUGCUUAAAAACCUCCAGGGAAGGAGAGUCCACAACCGCCCAGGGGAGACCGUUCCACUGUCAAACAGUUUCUACUGUUGUUUUUCCAGAUAUUUAGUCAGUGUCUCUUUCCUUGUAACUUGAAUCCAUGGUUUCAGGUCCAACCCUACUGAGCAGGAAAAAAACAGGCUUGCUCCAUCUCCUGUGUGGCAGCACACAUUCCAGCUUGUUAAAAUCCUUCUUAAAUUGUGGCACCUAGAAUUGGACACAUGACUCCAGGUGGUGUUCUCAUAGCUUGGUGGUAGAGUCCCAGAUUCCAUACCUGGUGUCUCAAACUGCUGCUGGUCAGUGUAGACAAAAUUUGAGCUAGAGGAACCCAAUGAUCUCUCAAUGAUCUCCCUAAGAAUAGGGCCGCUCCCUAUGGUCCUGAAUUAUCAAGCAUCAGUGGUUUCAUUCUAGAGCUAACUUCACACUCAACUCCGGCCAUUGCCUUUCUCACUAAGAGCCAGGUGAGGGAAGGGAGACCCACACAUUUUCCCUCUGGCACAAAGCCACUUCCUUUGCUAUACCAAGGACAGCAUUUAAGGCUAUUAAUAUGGAAUAGUUAAUAUGGAAUCCUCCAUUAGAUUUUAACCUUUUCUGGAUCCAGGGCACCAGGAAUUAUUAGGGACUCAGGUAUAAUGGAGACUGACAGCCCCCCCCCCAAAAAAACCCCCACCUCUCCACAGUAUUGUCAACACGGAGCUACCAUGAGACAGACUGUGGCGACCAACUUGGACAUGUAAGGCUGCAAUUUGUCUUGUAAACUCCAUCUCCAUCUUUGUCCUCUAGAGGGCUCCAGUUUCCUCUCUCUGAACUCAUUCAGAUGCAAAAAGUACGUGAGUAAUAAACUUGCAUUUGCGAUGGCAUGAUGUGAGAGAUCUGUACUUUGAUUUCUGUAUGUUUUUAUACUCAAAGGCAUUUUGAGUGUGCAGGGAGGACUGAAUUGGAUCACGACUAUAAAAGAAGCUUUAAAGGGGGCCAAUCUGAAUCAAGCUGCACGCCUGUUCCCCAUAAAAAUUAUCUCCCCACCUGACAGCUAUUGUCUCGCCUCCCCCCAUUCUCCCCUAAAAAACCCCUUCUGGCUCAAACAGAGGGCAUGUUUUUGGGUGAGAAGCCAGCACUGAGACCUGGUGGAAAUUGGGAGCGUAAUCUGGAUCAGGGCUCUUCCUCCUUCAAAAUAAAUGUGGCAAAUGUAACUACACUUUAAAAAAAAGAAAGAAAGAAAGAAAAAGAAAAAGAAAAGAAAAGAAAAGAAAGAAAAAGAAAAGAAAAAAAGUGAAUAACAUAAAAAGUUGUUGGACCCCAACUUUGAGGAGUUUCAAAGAGCACCUUGCAAACCAACAAUUUACUGGACAACUUCACUCAGCCUAGUGACACUGGGUCUUUACCAUUGCAGAGCAGUUAUGUUUAUACAAUCGAAAUGGAGGCCCAGUCAUAAUCAUUAAGUGUCUUUCCUUCCACAGAUAAUUCCACUUGCAAAGUGUGCCCUUUGCAAUGGCAGCUCCACAGGGACAAGUGCUACUGGUCAUCAGAAAAUAUUAAAAGCUGGAAUGAGAGCCAACGUGACUGUUCAACAAGGGAUUCUCAACUGCUGGUCAUCCAAGACAAGGAGGAGCUGGUAAGGGGACAAUUGCAUAUUUCAGGCAAUGCAUUCGCAUGCAUGUUAAUUCUGAAGGAAGCCUGAGUCCAACUGAGCUUAACUCUAGUUAGUAUCUCUGCAAUGAUAACAUGGUUGGUGACUUGAGAAGCAUGUGGAGUGUGGGGCCUUGUUUAGUGCUUCAUCCCAUUCCCACCCACGGCCAGUUCAUCAGUGUCUAGAGAAGGCCUUGGGGAGCUUGACUAGUGAGAACCAAAGUACCCAUUGCAAGCAAAUCUCUGUAACUGUAGCCCAAGUCCUCUUUUUAUUUAGAAAGACUCUUUAGGAAGGUGAGGUUGGUUGUGGAGCAGUGGGAGAGGAGGAGCUGGUGUUCCCCUUGUUUUCCCCCCAUUCCACAUGGCCUUUCAGCGGCUUUUCCCCAUGGAUGCUUUAAAGCGUGUUUGGAGGCUUUUUCAAUGGUGUUCCCCAUAUACACAAUUUCACUUAAAUGCACAGUUCCUUGCAACGUAACCCUUGUGUAAAUAGGGAGGCCUGCAUUAUAAAUGCUUAAUGCUGCUUUGAUUACUGUUCUUGGUGAAUGUUUCGUUAUAAUUAAUAUCAACUUUCACAUUUUACUACUUUAUUUUACUUUAAUGUAAGCUUUAUUCUGAAGUUAUCAACUUGAAAAUAAUUUAACAAUUUUUUUUAAUAAAAAGCACAUUAUCUCAUGCAGGAUUUCAUAGAAAGCAUUACUAAAAAUUCAAAAUACUGGAUUGGACUCUCACUAUUAAAAUCGAAGAAGAAAUGGAUGUGGAUUACAGGCUUCCAGCUUGAUCAGAGUCUGUGAGUUAUUAUUGUUUUUAAUCUAAGCAAAAAAUCAUACAAUUUUGACUUUUGAGAAAUUGGGAAAGGUCUGAGAUGGCAAGUUUCUAUACCAUGAAGUCAUGCAGGUAGUUCUAUUUUUAUUUUUAUUCACUGGCCACUUCGCUCCCCACUCAUGGUCUCAAUUGAAGUUCCCCCCUUUCUCCAGAACACUGGUUCUUGGGGGGAAGGAAAGAUCUUUAGGGGUGUGAAUGGAAUAUUUUCCCUAUUUAUAAGUGCUAUAUGGAACCGCAGUGGCAGGGAGUGGAGGUGUAACCCUUCCCACUUUUUUUAAAAAAAAAUGCAAAGUGAAAGAAUAGUAGAAAAUCCUCAUGCUCCUUGCCAUAACCAGUGACAACACCCUUCUCCAUGGAAUUCUUAAAAAAACUUCACCCUGUUUCUAUUUCCAAGGCUUUCUUUCACUCCUAACACACACAAAUGGUCAAAAAGAACUGGCCAAAAAUAUUAGCCUGACCUAAGAGGAAAAUCAGAGAAGAGAGAAGAAAGGGAAAACUGGCAAGUUAUUGGCAGUUAAUGAUGGGUGCCCCCCCACCAUCCCAUUUAUUUUGGGGUUGCCAACAGACCGGUUUGAGUUUAAUGUAGUUGGGAAUGUGCUGAGGUCCAAAUAUGGAUAAGCAAGCCAACUCCUGCUCUCAAGUUCCUAUAUCUGCCCAAUUGCCCCCAUUUCACUAAUUCUUCCUAGGUGGCAAAUUGGUAGGUCAUUUUCAUUCAGAGGCGUAGCAUGGAGGUGCCACUGCUCCGGGCACAAUUUGGAGAGGGGUGCAGACAGGCGUCCCACAGCAGGCUCCUUCAUCAGAGCCUGGCUCUGCUUCAGAAGGAGCUGCUCCUUGGUUACAGCGCUUGUGCCUGGUGCCAGGGGAGGAGAGCAGGCGAGGGGGAGGCAGCGCUGCUCUGCCACUUGGUCACUUCUGACGUGGUGGUGGAGAGCAGGAGGAGAGUGGGUAGCAGCUCCCCAACCCUCUCCUACUCUGAACUGUGGCGCAGGAGGGCACUCUCUGUGCAUCACCCUUUUGGGAGCGUGCCGCGGGCAUAUGCUCCACCACUGUUUUGAUUUCCAGAUCCCUGGUGGAACAUCAACCACUGCUGCAAUCCUCCUUCCCAGGCCCCAAAGUCUUGGGGCAGGAAAAAGGUGGUGAUGCUCCCACUAUCAAGCUCAGCAUGACUUUCUUCACUCUCUCCACUUUGAUGCAAGUUUGGAGGAUUCAAAUGCAUACAACCUGCUUAUUGUACAUUUUGGGAACACUCAUGCUUUCUAUUAAGAAUAUGAAAAAAUAGUUGUAACAGACUUCAGUCCUGAUAUUCAGAUGUACCCUUUUCUUCCACAGAUUUCCAGAACCAAACUAUGCUGAAGGAAACUCUUGUGCUGCAAUAAGAUAUAAAAUUAUCUAUGAACGCUGCAGUACUGCACUUAGGUGGAUUUGCCAGAAAGGCCCUCUCCUACUCUGA
Podarcis lilfordi (Lilford's wall lizard) is the source of this 4218-nucleotide messenger RNA. NCBI's taxonomy places the organism in Eukaryota, Metazoa, Chordata, Lepidosauria, Squamata, Lacertidae. The record is from the annotation of a GenBank genome assembly.